AGGCCGCAGUGAGGGCGGCGAUGGACGGGUCGCUGUCGCUGUCCCUGGACGCGGCCGCGCUGGAGGUGAUGGAGGCGCUGGAGCUGCUGCAGCAGCGGCGGGAGCAGCUGGAGCAGCACCUGCGGCAGGGGUGGCUGUCCCUGGCUCAGGCCCGUUACUCCCUGGGUUGUCACCGCGUCUCGUCCCUGCAGUACGGGGCCACCAUGGUGCCCCGAGUCCGUGUGUGCCACAGGCAGGACCCCGAGGGACGCCCCCACUUUGAGGAGGUGCCUGGAACAGGGGGGGACCCCGAGGACCCCGACCCCCAGCAGGGGGGCGGUGACGGGCUGCGGCAGCGCCGGGGAGCCCCUGAGAAAGGGGGGACCCCCACCCGGCCCCCCCCAGACCCCCUGGGCUGGUUUGGGGUCCUGGUGCCCCCCAGCCUGCGACAGGCACAGGGCAGCUUCCAGAGGGGGGUGACACUGGCCGUGGAGGUGGCCGAGCUCCAGGCCACCAUGGAAGCGGCGGCAGCCCGGUACCGGCAACUCCUGCGGCAGAAACGUCACCGGGACGGGGACAGCGGGGACAGCGGGGACAGCCAGACCCCCACGGGAACCCCUGGGGACACCCAGACCCCCACGGGAACCCCUGGGGACACCGAGGGGGACACGGUGACCUCAGUGACUGCGUGAAUGAACUCCGAGGAGGAGGAGGAGGAGGAGGAGACCUCUGCAGGUGACACACGGGGACACAGGUGACACGGGGCUGUGCUGACCCUUCACAGGUGGCACAGAUGCCACCACGGACACAGUGUCCCCAAGGCCUGCAGGUGACACUGAGGGCUCCGCAGGUGACACCGAGCCCUGCACGUGACUGAGGGGAGUCCCCCGUGUCCCCACCUCCAAUAAAGCCACCGUGGUGUCCCUGACUUGUCACCGUCAUGGUGCCACCGCGGGGUCAUUUGUCACUGCUGUCAUGUGCCAUCACGGCCAAUGCCACCGCAGGGUCAUUU
Molecule: messenger RNA, 991 nt
Organism: Hirundo rustica (Barn swallow)
Lineage: Eukaryota; Metazoa; Chordata; Aves; Passeriformes; Hirundinidae
Gene: VMA22
Product: coiled-coil domain containing 115
Exons: 6
Coding region: 21-671 (216 amino acids)
Biological process (GO): vacuolar proton-transporting V-type ATPase complex assembly
Cellular component (GO): extrinsic component of endoplasmic reticulum membrane
Source: RefSeq, a predicted model, not a curated record